CGGUCACCCUGCGGUGUACGUAUACUUUACAGUGAAAAUAAACCAGAACUAAGCACAUCGUAAGUCGUAUCUUUAGUUUUUACCAUCUUUUCUCCAAUUUCUUUAAAUUAAUGACUGCCAUUUUUGUCCGUGGUCAUGGAUGAAGUUAACAGUCUUUCCUGGGAGGCUUUCAUCCAGCGUUUUGGUAACGUCAUCGAACACGGACCGAUCGUAGCUGGUGCGAUAUGGACACAGCGGCCGUUUUCUGAUGCACGGGAGCUGCACAGAGCCGUGUGUGGAUUUCUGGAUACAUUGCCUUCAACAGGAAAAGAAUCCAUCCUACGCUGUCAUCCAGACCUCGCAGGGGCUUUGGCCCGCGCUGACCGUCUCACCACCGAGUCCAAGAAAGAGCAGCGAGGCGCCGGACUUCUGAACCUGACGAAAGAAGAAGCUGCCAUCAUCACUGAACUGAACAUCUCCUACAAAUCCAAGUUCCAAUUCCCGUUCGUGAUCUGCGCCCGGGAGAACAAAAAAGAGGCGAUCAUAGCUGGCUUGAAGGCUAGGAUAAAUAAUACUGUUGAUGUUGAGCUCCAGCAUGGGAUUGGUGAAGUUAAGAAGAUUGCGUGGUACAGAAUACUUGAUCUGGUGCCCACGGCGUCAGACCAAAUGAUUGCUAAGUAUUGAAACCAGGAAAAGCUUUAUACUUCAUCUUUUGUCUCAUUUAUUUUCUGAUCAAAUCAGGUCUCAAUAUCAAGUAAUAAGAGUGAUUUUGUUGGUGGUAUUAUAUUGUUGGAUUAACCCUAACACUCCAAAAUCCUCUUUGCAAAUGGAGGAAUUUGUAGGAUUGAGGCUAUAUGGUAAAACUGUGUGGCUGAUUUUGAGGAUGCACUGUGUCAAGGUCUUGGGCCGGAUCUUGUGUUGUUUAUGCUCAGCCGUGCAUAAAUUUAGGCCUAGAUUUUACUUAAAAUCCUCCGCACUGCUCCAGGAUGUCACUGGCUCUACCUCAACAUAUUGACAGUGAUUGCUGGAGGAUUUUGCAGGAUUGAGGCAGUAUUCAGUUUUUACAUGGAGGUAGUUGGAGGAUUUUGCAGGAUUGAGGUUGCAUCCUAGCAAAAAUGCCUAGGGAGUUAGGGUUAAUGAAUUUCAAAAAUUUCAAUUAUUGAAAUGUAUCUUUGUCCAAGUAAUGUUCACUCCUAAACACAACUAACUUUUAGGGCUGUUUGGCGAUCUUUUAAUUUCCAGAUGAAGAGUUCAAUUCCAAACAGCGACAUUUCAUAUUUCACUUGAUUAUAUUUUCAAUUUGUGUUCAAGUAUAUAACAGCCGUCCAAAUUAUUUUUUGGGCAACCAAGAGGGAGCAUGAUUCCAAAAGGGAACAAAAUGGCGUAGAUCACAUUUUGGAAAUGAACACUUCGUAUUUCAAGGGAAAAUACAACAUUUGCAAACAUUGGAAAAUAAAACUACAAAGUUGUUACGAUAAACCUUACUAGGAUGUUGGUAAAUGACAGUAUAAAGCAUCC
Patiria miniata (bat star) is the source of this 1497-nucleotide messenger RNA. It is a transcript of the gene urad, whose product is annotated as 2-oxo-4-hydroxy-4-carboxy-5-ureidoimidazoline decarboxylase-like. The transcript has 2 exons. Lineage: Eukaryota; Metazoa; Echinodermata; Asteroidea; Valvatida; Asterinidae. Bases 136 to 663 code for a protein of 175 amino acids. The record is from RefSeq and is a predicted model, not a curated record. Gene Ontology annotation, molecular function: carboxy-lyase activity. Gene Ontology annotation, biological process: allantoin metabolic process.